AUGCGGGGGUACGCGGGACGAGAUCUAUCUAAGUGCCGUGCUCAAAUCAUCGCUGCUCUCAAAGGCGCCAACGAAGAUCAAUGGGCAGGAUCAUUUAAGAGGUCCGGCUCCGGGAGCUCCAACAAUUCUAAUGAGGAAUCUAACAACAGCUCAAACAGGAGAUCCAACAACAAUUCUAACGAUGAUGAAUCUGAGAACAGCUCUAACAGGAGAUUGAACAACUCUAAUGAUAGCGAAUCUAGCAACACCUCUCGUAGGGGAUCUAACAACUCUAAUGUUAGCGAAUCUAACAAUACCUCGAACAGGAGAUCUAACAACAAAUCUAAUGAUGAUAAAUCUGACAACAGCUCUAAUAGCAGAUCAAACAACUCUAAUGAUGAUGAAUCUAGCAGCAGCUCUGGCAGGGGAUCUAACAACUCUAAUGAUAACGAAUCUAGCAACAGCUCUCGCAAGGGAUCUAACAACUCUAAUGAUGAUGAAUCUAGCAACACCUCUCGCAGGGGAUCCAACAACUCUAAUGAUAACGAGUCUAGCAACAGCUCCCGCAGGGGAUCUAACAACUCUAAUGAUGAUGAAUCUAGCAACAGCUCACGCAGGGGAUCUAACAACUCUAAUGAUGAUCAAUCUAGCAACACCUCUCGCAGAGGAUCUAACAACUCUGAUGAUAACGAAUCUAGCAACAUCUCUCGCAGGGGAUCUAACAACUCUAAUGAUAACGAGUCUAGCAACAGCUCCCGCAGGGGAUCUAACAACUCUAAUGAUGAUGAAUCUAGCAACACCUCUCGCAGAGGAUCUAACAACUCUAAUGAUAACGAGUCUAGCAACACUUCCCGCAGGGGAUCUAACAACUCUAAUGAUGGUGAAUCUAGCAACAGCUCUCGCAGGGGAUCUAACAACUCUAAUGAUAACGAGUCUAGCAACACCUCCCGCAGGGGAUCUAACAACUCUAAUGAUAACGAGUCUAGCAACACCUCCCGCAGGGGAUCUAACAACUCUAAUGAUGAUGAAUCUAGCAACAGCUCUCGCAGGGGAUCUAACAACUCUAAUGAUGAUAACGCUAGCAACACCUCUCACAGGGGAUCUAACAACUCUAAUGAAAACGAGUCUAGCAACAGCUCCCGUAGGGGAUCUAACAACUCUAAGGAUAACGAGUCUAGCAACAGCUCCCGUAGGGGAUCUAACAACUCUAAUGAUGAUGAAUCAAGCAACAGCUCUCGCAGGGGAUCUAACAACUCUAAUGAUGAUGAAUCUAGCAACAGCUCCCGUAGGGGAUCAAACAACUCUAAUGAUGAUGAAUCUAGCAACAGCUCUCGCAGAGGAUCUAACAACUCUAAUGAUGAUGAAUCUAGCAAAAGCUCUCGCAGGGGAUCUAACAACUCUAAUGAUGAUGAAUCUAGCAACAGCUCCCGCAGGGGAUCUAACAACUCUAAUGAUGAUGAAUCCAGCAACAGCUCCCGCAGGGGAUCUAACAACUCUAAUGAUUCUAACGGCAGCAGCGAAUACCUUAGGAAACGCGACCAAAGCGGCAAAUACAGCAAAGGCUCCGAAGACAACGCUCAAUCAAAAAGCAGCUCGAGAAGCGGAAAAUCCGUUGUAAACAAAGAUGGAAGCUCGUCUAAUGAAUACAACGCAAACAGCAAUGAGCAAAGCAGCAACAAAAAGUCUUCUGAGAGAGGAGAAAAUCGCUCCAGCGAUUUGGUGUACAAGAAGAAGUCUUCUAACGAUGAUGAUUGUUAG
Molecule: messenger RNA, 1737 nt
Organism: Cydia splendana
Lineage: Eukaryota; Metazoa; Arthropoda; Insecta; Lepidoptera; Tortricidae
Product: dentin sialophosphoprotein-like
Exons: 2
Coding region: 1-1737 (578 amino acids)
Source: RefSeq, a predicted model, not a curated record